Molecule: messenger RNA, 2196 nt
Organism: Anoplopoma fimbria (sablefish)
Lineage: Eukaryota; Metazoa; Chordata; Actinopteri; Perciformes; Anoplopomatidae
Product: ras-related protein ORAB-1-like
Exons: 6
Coding region: 414-1025 (203 amino acids)
Molecular function (GO): GTP binding; GTPase activity
Source: RefSeq, a predicted model, not a curated record
GGUAACGACACACUCAGAGAGAGAGAGCGAGAGAGAGAGAGAGAGAGAGAGAGGGGGAGGGUACCGGCCAGCUAGAUAUCUACAGAUAACACCUGUUUAUUUGCUUUAGGUUCGCGGCUGUACAACGUGUCACCGGUCUGAUUUGAAGAGACAGUGAAACCGAGCCGCCUAUUUUGCGUUAUUCCCGACUUGGCUAACCAGCUGGCUAACGCUAGCUAGCUGUUUCCUGGUUGGAGUUGCAGCCAUUUUGGAUUUUUUUUUACCGAGAAACUAGCCGGUCGUGUUUUUUUUUUGGGAGCAGUGUAAGCUAGCCAGCGCUCCCGUUUACAUAUCCGAAACACCGCUGUUUGUCUGCAGACAGGGGAGAGGAGACGUUUGACCAGAGGGGGGAUACACCAAACCACGAGUCCACAAUGAAUCCCGAAUAUGACUAUUUAUUCAAGCUGCUCCUGAUUGGUGACUCUGGUGUUGGAAAGUCUUGCCUUCUACUCCGGUUUGCAGACGACACAUACACAGAAAGUUACAUUAGCACUAUCGGUGUGGACUUCAAAAUACGAACCAUAGAACUAGAUGGAAAGACCAUUAAGCUUCAAAUCUGGGACACGGCGGGUCAGGAGAGGUUUCGUACAAUCACAUCCAGCUACUACAGAGGUGCUCAUGGUAUCAUUGUAGUGUACGACGUCACAGACCAGGAGUCCUUCAACAAUGUCAAACAGUGGCUACAGGAGAUCGACCGCUAUGCCAGUGAAAACGUCAACAAGCUUUUGGUUGGGAACAAGUGCGACCUGACGACAAAGAAGGUGGUGGAUUACACAACGGCAAAGGAGUUUGCAGACUCUCUGGGCAUUCCCUUUUUGGAAACCAGCGCCAAGAACGCCACCAACGUGGAGCAGGCCUUCAUGACCAUGGCCGCCGAGAUCAAGAAGAGGAUGGGCCCCGGGGCCACGGCCGGAGGAGGGGAGAAGCCCAACGUGAAGCUGACCCCCGGCACCAGUGUCAAGCCCUCGUCAGGAGGAUGCUGCUGAGAGAUGAAACCACUUCCACUUUUCAUCCCAUCCCCCCACAGCCCCCCCUCCCGCCUCCCGCCUCCCAUCCCCCGUGCCCUCUCACUCUGCAGGCCCGUCGAGCCUGGCCUGCCUUCCCCCUCAAACUCCACCGGCCACAAAGUUAGACAGGACAGGGGGACGACGUGCGAGCCCACACGUCUCCGCGAGAACAAGAUGAAGUUGCCCGCAUUUGUACUGUACAUAGUAUAGCCGCACUACCAAAAACAAAUAAAGCAUCCUUCUUGUCAUACUGUCCCGUUUAUCUACGGCUAAUUCUACAGAUAGGCCAUCAUUCGACCCUGACCCCCCCCGACUUCCACCCCCCACCCCACCCCACCAUCCUUAUCUCAGACCUCUCAGAGACUACUCUUUUAUCUGGCCCUCUGAAUGCAGGUUCGUGAGAACAGUGCGUGUGUGUGUGUGAGAAUGUGUGUGUUUCACUGCAUUCCUACAGGUAAAUGAAUCAGUUUCAUAAGGUUUCUGUCCGUAUGGACCUUUUUUUUUCUGUUAUUUCUCUUUUCCUUUCUGUGAUUUCACGUUGCGGUUUGUGUCAGCAUGCGUCUGUCAGUCAGUCUGUCCCCAUUUGAAGUUUUUUUUUUUUUUUAAUUAUUAUUUCUCACCAACCUCCGCACAGCAGUGUCUCACUGUCUAGCAUCGAAAGUGCAACAGACUUUGUGUGUGUGUGUGUGUGUGUGUGUGUGUUUGUGUGUGUGUGUGUGUGUGUGUGUGUGUGUGUGUGUGUGUGUGUAUAUAAAUAUAUAUAUGUACACACGAUUUGCCAGUUCUGUGGUGUUCAAUGCGUCAUUGGGCUCGUCUUAACUCUUUAUCUCUGCAUUACAUUUGUGGCUGAAGACAACUGUACGUUUGUUGCUCAACAUGUAACACUUGAACAGAAAAAUAAAUAUUGUACUACCAGACUGUAUGAAAUGGGAGGGGCCUGUCUGCGAUUCUUGGGUGAGAUGUGUCUAGAGGGAAAAAAAACAAAACCCUUUUUUGAAUUAUUUAUUCUUCAUUCAUUUGGCGUAUCGACUGCCAAGUUAUAGGGUCUGUUUGCAAAUUGCUGAGUCAUCUCCAAUAAGAAUUGCAUAUAUAAAAUACAAUGUUCUCUUGUUUUCAUAAUAAAGGCAACUGAACUCAGUUCGAAAGGAAA